Messenger RNA from Penicillium canescens, 753 nucleotides. RefSeq lists its product as uncharacterized. The transcript is spliced from 2 exons. NCBI's taxonomy places the organism in Eukaryota, Fungi, Ascomycota, Eurotiomycetes, Eurotiales, Aspergillaceae. Bases 1 to 753 code for a protein of 250 amino acids. The record is from RefSeq and is a predicted model, not a curated record.
AUGGCUAAGAAGAGAUCACCACCACAUGGGAACAAAUGUGCGAUCGGUCCUAGUCGGCGAUCGAGGUCGCUGUUUGGUCCCGACCGACCAUCAAGCGAACUUCUCACGGAUGUAGCCCAAAAGGAUACCGACACCGGGAUACGCCCGAGAAAAGUCGAGAAGCAGAAACUUUACAAACAUGGUAAAAUCUCACCCUCUUUUCAAUCGUUUCGUGCUAGCUUAUGCCGGUUUACGUACACAGGGGGCACGGAAGAACUCGAAACUCAGAAGACUGAAAAUGCGAAAUCAAGUAUCGCAGGUCGGAUGCUAGAACGCAAGGCCCUGCUUUAUCCGACAGUGGAAGAUGACUUGUCAAGGGAAAGUAGUACAGGUCACCAGGUGGCUAUAUCAAUGGCAGAGUUGUUAAGUAACCGGCAAAGGGACGGCAUAGAUGCCCCCUUGAGGGAUGCAGCGUCUCCUUCUACCACCCCCGAGAAACAAACUCGGUACUGCGAGGGCGGGCUGGCCGCAACACUCGGAGCGACUGGCCCACUGCCUGACAUUGAUAGACGGAGCCAUGUCUCAUCACCGUUCAAGAUAGCGAGCCUCGCCUUUGCAUCCGACGGGUGUCUGAGCUGUGUAUCUACCACCUGCUGGCUUUCGAAUUUCAAAGACAACCAAAAUCUUGUGUUCCAGCCGUCGUCCCCAGUGCAGGUGCCCUCUACCUUCGAUACUGGCAUUGAUCCCCAACUACUUUUGAAAUGCUCCAGUUAG